AUGUUGGACACUUUAAAACCAACUGCAUCACUCGGACCAAUCACCAAUAGUCGUCUCUCCGUCACCUCCCCCUCGCUUCCAACGCCGUCAACGAACGUUGACCGCCCUCCCGAACCACCACUAACGUUCUUCUUCUUCUCCUCCUCCUAUUUCUCCUUCUCCUACUCCAUCGCCUCAACGUCUUCCGCCGUGGCGUCUGCUGUGCCAAUCCACACUACACACAACCCCUGCACACCAACGAACACCACCACCGUCAAGACCAGUGACGUGGAUCCGAUCUAUACCUCUCCUCAUUGCGAUCGCACUUCCACCUCACACAUUGGCCUGGCUGGUCACUUGCGAAUUCAUCGCACAGAGACUGGCGAACCAAUGCCUAGAGCACUAACCUACACUCGCCGCAUCCGCCUCCACUGUCCACAUUUCAUCCGCACAUUCAUUCACCGUAUGGGUCUAUUAGGCCACAUGUGCGUCAACGUAAUCCUACGAUAG
Messenger RNA from Spirometra erinaceieuropaei, 489 nucleotides. NCBI's taxonomy places the organism in Eukaryota, Metazoa, Platyhelminthes, Cestoda, Diphyllobothriidea, Diphyllobothriidae. The record is from the annotation of a GenBank genome assembly.